Molecule: messenger RNA, 1243 nt
Organism: Mangifera indica (mango)
Lineage: Eukaryota; Viridiplantae; Streptophyta; Magnoliopsida; Sapindales; Anacardiaceae
Product: bZIP transcription factor 53-like
Exons: 1
Coding region: 526-963 (145 amino acids)
Biological process (GO): positive regulation of DNA-templated transcription
Cellular component (GO): nucleus
Molecular function (GO): transcription cis-regulatory region binding; DNA-binding transcription factor activity
Source: RefSeq, a predicted model, not a curated record
CCCCAACGCAAUAGAUGUUACAUCUUCCUCGAUUUGGCAUUUGGUAGCGUUCCUUAUCGAUCUUGCGUUUCGUCUAGGAUCAGCUAAGUUUUCUUUUCCUUUCUGCUUUCUUUCUCUCUCUUUAUAUUAUUUCGUCGAAAUUUCGUUUUAAGACAUUCUUAAAUCCUAGAUCUGUCUUAAAUUAGGGUUUUAUUUUUAAUUUUUUGUCUUUUAUUCGAUUUGGGUGAUGCAAAUCGGGAUAUUAGGGUUCUCUUAAACAGCACCCAUGAUUCUUGAUUUUCUAUGAGUUAUUUGAUCCUCAUGAGGAGAAUUCGACUUUUUCACUCUUUCUCGGUUGCAUUUCUUUACUGGUUUUAUGUUUUCUCAUGAAGUAAUUCUCAAGUAUCUCUCGUGACUCAAUAUUCUGAUCUCCAAUUCAAUCAAUACUGUUUUCUUUCCUCUAACCCUCAAUUCUCAAUUGUAAUUAACAACUAAUUUUAAUAAACAACCAUUUCACUGUAAUUAACCAAAAACCACUCUAGAGCAAUGGGCUCAGUUCAGAAACAAACAAAUUCCGGUUCCGACAGCGACCCUCGAUAUGCCCAGAUCGACGAGAGGAAAAGGAAGAGGAUGAUAUCAAACCGCGAAUCGGCUAGGCGUUCAAGAAUGAGGAAACAGAAACAGAUGGAGGAUUUGGUUAAUGAAAUAAGCCAAUUGGAGAACGCCAAUGCUAUGCUUAGACAACAUAUCGCUGCUAGUACCCAACGAUACAUUGAAUUGGAAUCUGCAAACAAUGUCGUGAGGGCUCAAGCUAUGGAACUGACAGAUCGUUUGAGGUCUUUGAACUCUGUGCUGCAGAUCUGGGGCGAAAUUAGUGAGCUCAAUGUGGAGAUUCCUGAAAUACCAGACCCGCUUAUAAAUUCAUGGCAGCUCCCUUGUCCUGGGCAGCCUAUCACGGCCUCUGCCGAUAUGUUUCAGAUGUAACAUCGAUUUAUCUUGUUUGUUGCUGGGUUUGUCAUCGUUAUACGUCCGUUCUAGGUCUUUAUCUGUUGUCGUGUGAAGUUAAGAUUGAUGCCGGUAAUGUUUUCUUUUCGAAUAAUUGUGCCAGGAACUUGUUAUGUUAGUGAUGUAUCAUGUAUGUUAUAUUUCUGUUUCCAUCCAUUCCGCAAUGUAAUGCGCCUUGUUCUGCUCAUUUUCUUUUCCCCUUUACAUGUAAUGUUAUAAUUUGUAUUGAGUGUACAUUUAUAAUGGCUUUUCAGUUAAA